This is a messenger RNA of Pyrus x bretschneideri (Chinese white pear), 1245 nucleotides long. RefSeq names its product calcineurin B-like protein 4. Gene Ontology annotation, molecular function: kinase binding; calcium ion binding. NCBI's taxonomy places the organism in Eukaryota, Viridiplantae, Streptophyta, Magnoliopsida, Rosales, Rosaceae. Bases 294 to 932 code for a protein of 212 amino acids. Gene Ontology annotation, biological process: calcium-mediated signaling. The record is from RefSeq and is a predicted model, not a curated record. The transcript is spliced from 9 exons.
CCACAGUUGGCAAAUUGUAACGUUGAAAACUAUACGAGGAAAGCUCUUGAAUUUAGAGAGAGAUAGAGGGGGGAGAGAGAGAGAGAGAGAGACGGGUAAGUUGCUCGGCUCCAUAUCGACGGAAGCUGAGAAAACUAGGAAUUUUUUACAGUUUUACGACAAAGAUUUGUAUUUGAAGACAGGCAGAAAGAGUUAAUCUUCAAAAGCAUUAAUAUAAACACCUCACGUAAUUUACUCUUUGGAAUUGCACUCUCUCCUCGCAGGAACUCUGAGUGAAUUAUGUUGGUUUCUUAAUGGGCUGCUAUUGUUCAAAGGAAGCUAAAACGCCUGGCUACGAGGACCCUGCGACUCUUGCUGCUGCAACACCUUUUACUGUGAAUGAAGUAGAAGCCUUGUAUGAGCUUUUUAAGAAAUUGAGCAGUUCGAUAAUUGAUGACGGACUUAUCCACAAGGAAGAAUUUCAGCUCGCGCUCUUCAGGAACAAAAAUCGAAGGAAUCUUUUCGCAGACAGGAUUUUUGACUUAUUUGAUGUCAAGCGCAAUGGGGUUAUUGAAUUUGGAGAAUUUGUUCGAUCAUUAGGCGUCUUUCACCCCGAUGCACCUGUAGAAGACAAAAUUUCAUUUGCUUUUAGACUCUAUGAUCUGAGACAAACAGGGUACAUUGAGCGAGAGGAGUUGAAGGAGAUGGUGGUCGCACUUUUGCACGAAUCAGAUCUGGUACUCUCGGAUGAUGUCAUUGAAAUGAUCGUGGAUAAGACAUAUAGUGAUGCAGAUAAGAAAGGUGAUGGGCGCAUUGAUGAAGAAGAGUGGAAGGAAUUUGUGUCGAAGCAUCCGAAUAUGAUAAAGAACAUGACUCUCCCGUACUUAAAAGAUAUAACAUUAGCGUUUCCUAGCUUUGUGAUGACUUCCGAAGUUGAAGAUUCAGAAAUGUGAGAGUAUCACAUGAAAGAUGCUCAUGUGCCAAGAUGGUAAUUACUUCGGAGGGCUUUCGAAUGAAGCUACUCGCACUUCAUGAAGAAUAAAUUUCUAUGGUGACACUUCACCGGCAGAUAGAAACCUCGAGUUUAAGAUGAAGUUGCGAAGAACUGCUGACGAAUUUCAUCUAAAAAAUUGGAUGCUUGUACGAGUUGAUCCUUCAAUAAAAAAUUUUACGGAAUUUUAACAAAAAACUUCUGACACUGUUCACUUUAAUGAAAAACCAUAUUUUUAUACUAAAAAGUCAAUUAUGAUACUAUUCACUUUAUCA